CCCAGCUCCUCAGGGUGCUGAGGUCCAAUUGUAAGUAACUUAAAAACGAGAAAGCACAGGGCUGCAGUAAAACCUGUAAUCUGUUAUGGAGGCACAGGAGGGUAGCUCAGUUCCUGAAGUCCUUGGAGACUAGCUCUUGGCUUCUCCUUCCUAGAUUGUGCUGCUUGGGUUCCUGGCUGUUUUCCCAGCAGCACCCUGCAGGAAGAGACGAAAUGAGGGCAGAUGGCCAUGCCAGCCAUCUCUUAAAGGUGCCCCCUAAACCUAACGGAAUGCCUUACUUCAUCCUUCCAGCUAGAACUCAGUGGUGUGCUCCUUGCUACAUGCAGCUUGCCAUCAUCCACGUAAAGGUUCUUGUCUACCGCGCAGGUAUAGGAGGUUGGGUUUGGAGAGAAAGAUACCAGAGGGGUCAUUCAAACUGUCUAGCCUGGUGUUCAGUUCGGACUUGGUUUUCAGCCCCCUUUUCGGUCACUUACCACGUGAACCCUGGGAACCAGCCCAGCGCCGUCUUUUAUCCUUGGUCAGAGGGGUAGCCUCCAUCUCAGAAUCUCCUAACGCCGAAGACCUCACUGCUCAACCGCGAUUGCUGAAUUUUAGGCAAGAACGAUGGAUCAACCUAGUGGAAGAAGUUUUAUGCAAGUAUUAUGUGAAAAAUAUAGUCCUGAAAACUUUCCUUACCGCCGUGGUCCUGGGAUGGGAGUCCAUGUCCCAGCCACACCUCAGGGCUCUCCUAUGAAAGACCGCCUGAACCUCCCGAGUGUGCUGGUGCUGAACAGCUGUGGCAUUACCUGUGCCGGGGACGAGAGGGAGAUCGCCGCCUUCUGCGCUCACGUGUCGGAGCUAGACCUGUCCGACAACAGACUGGAAGACUGGCGCGAGGUCAGUAAAAUUGUGUCAAAUGUUCCCCAGUUGGAGUUUCUAAACCUGAGUUCCAACCCUCUGAAUUUGUCGGUUUUAGAAAGAACAUGUGCUGGGUCCUUCUCUGGGGUUCGCAAACUUGUACUCAACAACAGCAAAGCUUCAUGGGACACGGUCCACACGAUACUGCAGGAGUUACCAGAUUUGGAGGAGCUCUUCCUGUGCCUUAAUGACUAUGAAACAGUGUCUUGUCCUACCAUUUGCUGUCAUUCUCUUAAGCUGUUACAUAUAACAGACAACAACCUCCAAGACUGGACUGAAAUACGGAAGUUAGGAGUGAUGUUUCCUUCCCUGGAUACCCUCGUCCUGGCCAACAACCAUUUGAAUGCUAUUGAGGAGCCUGAUGAUUCAUUGGCCAGGUUGUUUCCGAAUCUGCGAUCCAUCAGCCUCCACAAGUCAGGUUUGCAAUCCUGGGAAGACAUAGACAAGCUCAAUUCAUUCCCCAAACUUGAGGAAGUGAGAUUAUUAGGAAUUCCUCUUCUGCAGCCAUAUACCACCGAGGAACGAAGGAAAUUGGUAAUAGCCAGAUUACCAUCAGUUUCCAAACUUAAUGGCAGCGUUGUUACCGAUGGUGAGCGAGAAGAUUCUGAGAGAUUUUUUAUUCGUUAUUAUGUGGAUGUUCCACAGGAAGAAGUGCCAUUCAGGUAUCAUGAACUGAUCACAAAAUAUGGGAAGUUGGAGCCUUUGGCAGAAGUGGACCUAAGGCCCCAGAGCAGUGCAAAAGUAGAAGUCCACUUCAACGACCAGGUGGAAGAAAUGAGCAUUCGUCUGGACCAAACAGUUGCAGAACUAAAGAAACAAUUAAAAACUCUAGUGCAAUUACCCACGAGCAACAUGCUUCUCUACUAUUUUGACCACGAAGCGCCCUUUGGCCCAGAGGAAAUGAAAUAUAGCUCUCGUGCUUUGCAUUCCUUUGGUAUUCGGGAUGGAGAUAAAAUUUAUGUGGAAUCCAAAACAAAAUAACCUCUACCUGCCUUGUAAAACAUAUACACAAGGACUUCUUGCAGGGCAUUGGUUUCCAAUGUGGUUUUCUUUAGGAAGGAUAAGGUUGUUUUUGUUGUGUUAUGUUUCAUUUCAUUUAGGUUUGGGAGGGGUUUUGUAUAUGUUUUUUUUCCCCCUAGAAUGGGUAGGGGACGUUUUGGUAUUUUCUACUGCAGAUUUCUUCAGCUCAGCCAGCAGAAUUGGCCGCAUCUCCAGCCUACGUGCCCUCUCUCAUGCAAGAUGACCGAGAAAUCACCGACUUCUUACUGUGUUCACUGGCUGUGUCUGCCACUUGGUUCUUGUUGCCGUUAGGUAUGCUUGUAAAAAUGGCGCGACUAGUACAGCCCCUCAGAAGGGCAUCUGCUGGUGUUUCAGCCAGGAGACAAGGACCCUUCCGGGAAGGGCCAGCACUUCUCUCUCCUGGUUCUUCUUUUCUGCUUUCCUCUCCCUCCUUGCCUUUUUUGGUUCUUUUUAUUUUUAUUUUAUUUUUUUUUUAACGUUGAUGUACAUCUUCACAUGUUUACCUAAGUUUUAUCCUGUUUAUAGUUAACUCCUUGUUUCUCAUCUUGAGUGAUUUUUUGCUUUUCAUUUUUCCCUUUUGAAAUAAUUUUAAAUGGUUUCAUCAUUUUCCACCUGAUUCUGAUCUCAGGUACUCAGUAAGAAGCUAUGACCCUGUUAGGGUCUUGAAGGACAGUACAGGAAGAGGUGAAGGUCGGAAAGCUCGCUGUCCUGCUGGGAGCACAGCAGAGCAGCCCGAUCUGUGUGACUGCUGGCUCACUUCUCACAUCCCUCAUACGUUACGUCCGGCCUCCUCCCAUCACAUGACAAUGUCACACCCUGAAGUUCUUUCUUUUUUGCUUACUGAAUAUACUUCCUCCUGUUUGUUUCUUCCAUUACCUUGAACUACUGAGAAUAGAGGCCUGACUUUAUCACAAAUCUAAUAGUGUUCUGGGUCUGCAGGCCACGGCACGUGAGCAUUGACCCAUAAACUGUCUGCGGGGUGUGGGCAUGAACUGGGGGAGCACGGGAAGGAGCGCAGCAGCUCUCCUGCCCGCGUCACCACCUGGAGCCUUGCUGUUGCACUUCACGUUCAGAGUGGGGAAUUUUCAUCUAAGGGGGCUUCGAUUCCCAGUUCUUCCCUGGGCUUUUGUGACAGCAUAUAAAUGGAACAAUUCUUUUUGCUUUAAUUUAAUUUGCAUUUCAAUUUAAUUGCCCCUAUAGAAGAACGACUCUGCCUAAUCUAUGAGUAAAGUUUUAAGUAUCAAAACUUCAGAACUGCCUCCAAGUCAUAUUUUUUUUUCAAAAGCUUAUUUAAAGCACUUACCUUUUAAAAGCAAUUUCCUUACCUGCUCUGAAAUCCUUUCGUUUGUUCUCUUUCCUGCCUUCAUCAGAUGUAAUCCGUUUCUUUAAUCCAUAUCUUUCUUGGUCCACCAUGUGGACAGGUGGGAGACUUGAGAAACACGUAGCGUAACUAGGGUGGAAGGUGUGUAGGAGGAGUAUUUUUCAAAGAAUGCAAUUAUUACGUGAUUGCACUUGACCUUUUGACCUUUGUUACAGGACACUACCCCUCCUACAAACUUAAUUUCUUACGAAAUUUUUAGACAAUUCUUGUAAAUUCUUAAAGUGUGGAGGGUCAUGUUUAUUAUUGCUACUUUUUCCAUUUUCCUAUGCCUUGCGGCAGGCGUUUAUUCUCUUAAUGCACUUGAGGCUCAGUAUCUGCGAAGCCUGUGACCCAGGCCUACUGGGUCGAAUCUACAUUCACUGUAACGUUAAAGGUGGAAACCAAAGGGUUUGAGGAAGAUGAAUGCAGCCUCUUCUCCUUCUGCUGCACACUUUCUCUUUCGAAAUCAUAAAAAUGAGCAAUGGAGAUCCAGUCUGGGUAUAGACAAGAAUAAUUAUUUUGUGAUCACAUUUCUCUGACAGAUUUUUGCAAGUGGGAAAAAAGUGUGGCAACAGUGUCAUGGAGAUGAAGACUGCGGGUGCUUUGUGUACGCACGCGUGAGUGCAGCCGAGUUGGAGCGCGAGACGGUGUAAUUGAGCCUUUGCUUUUGUCAGCCUGGGAGACAGAUGCACGCUUAUUUUUUGAAAUUGUGUGACCCUCGACUGUCCCACAGCAGAAGGCAGAACCGACACUUAUGCUUUAACCAUAAGUGGAAUGGUCACAAUUAAUAAGAUAUUUUAUAUAUGACAAAGUUUUAUGAAAUGCUUUUUUACUAUUAGAGACCUGUUUCUGUUAUUACAGGACACAGUGUUUAUCAAUUGCAGGCUUAAUUCUUUUAUUAUACAGUUGCAUGUAAAGGGAACUUCUCAUUUAAUUCAACAGCCAUGGGUAUUUUUAGGGCAUUGUAAUUGAUGGUUUUAACCAUUGCUGAAUAAUUUUUGUUUAAGGAAAAAAAUCUCAACAGUUACUGGACUUUUAGAGUUAACAAAGUUAAUGAGAAAAGCUCUUUGAGUAGGUGUACUUACAGAUUCGUUUGGGUGGCUGGGUAAAGAUGCUGCUUUUUGAAAUAAAAUUGGUGCUGUGUAGACACUUGUAACCAAAAUUAUUUUUAUCACAGGCCUAAAAGAAGGAGAGAUGGGCUGUGGACCUCUGAGUGUACAGUCAUGCGUGACUGGCUGUCCGCAGCUUGCCCGUAUUUUAACAUUGACUUUGUCCAGUUUCACUGAGAGCAUGUUAUUGACAUUUAUGAGGCAAAAUGCUUUCCUAGCCAGUAUUACUGAUGUGUUCCUCUAGGACAGUGUGUAGAACAUAUCUUUUAUGAAGUGCAAGUUCUUUUCAGUUAGGAGAGAGGAAAGGCAUCAUGAAAGAAAGCCAAAUCAAAACCAAGGGGUUGUUUCUACACGCGGAUCCAUAACUGUUGAAGCCACCGUGUAAAUCAGGUUUUGAAUCUGAUUGUUGAGCUGUCCUACAAUGCUUGAAAGAAAAUAAACAUACAGAGUCACAUGCCUUC
Tupaia belangeri chinensis (Chinese tree shrew) is the source of this 4847-nucleotide messenger RNA. It is a transcript of the gene TBCEL, whose product is annotated as tubulin folding cofactor E like. Gene Ontology annotation, molecular function: protein binding. The transcript is spliced from 8 exons. The record is from RefSeq and is a predicted model, not a curated record. Lineage: Eukaryota; Metazoa; Chordata; Mammalia; Scandentia; Tupaiidae. The coding region runs from base 604 to 1878 and encodes 424 amino acids.